Messenger RNA from Eublepharis macularius, 1511 nucleotides. RefSeq names its product class I histocompatibility antigen, F10 alpha chain-like. Gene Ontology annotation, cellular component: external side of plasma membrane. Gene Ontology annotation, biological process: immune response. Lineage: Eukaryota; Metazoa; Chordata; Lepidosauria; Squamata; Eublepharidae. The transcript has 7 exons. The coding region runs from base 35 to 1072 and encodes 345 amino acids. The record is from RefSeq and is a predicted model, not a curated record.
AGCGCAGCCAGAGGCGUCCCGGUCCCGGAUCCAGAUGGGGUUCCUCCAGUGGCGCCUUCUGCUGACAGGGGCAAUCCUCCUCAUGCGGCUGCGGGGAUCGUGGGCUGGCCCCUCUUCACACACUAUGAAGUUUUUCAAGGUGAGCGUCUCCGAGCCUGGCCACGAACUUCCCCAGUUCAUCAUUGUGGGGUACUUGGACAACGAACGCUUCCUCCGGUAUGACAGCAACACCCGGCAGAUGCUGCCCCAAGCCCCCUGGGUGAGGAAGGUUGAGGAAGACAAUACGGACUACUGGUACUGGCAGACCUAUUUCUCACAGAACGUGGAACAGUUUUUCAAAGACCAUCUCUGGAAACGCCACAACCACAGCAAGGGGUUUCACACCUGGCAGUGGACGCAUGGCUGUGAGCUGACCCAGGGUGGGCACAAAAGAGGUUAUAACCAGUUUGGCUACGAUGGGAGGGACUUCCUCAGCUUAGACAAGGAGACCCUCACCUGGGUAGCAGCUGAUGCAUCAGCGCAAGUGACCAAGCGGACAUGGGAGGCUGCGCCAGCCAUUGCUGCCCAUGAGAAGUACUACCUGGAGGUGGAAUGCAUCAAGUGGCUGCAGAAGUUCUUGGCCUAUGGGGAGGAGAUGCUGCUGAGGACAGAGCGCCCAACAGUGAAGGUGGCACGCAAGGAGGGCUACAAUGGCCAGGAGACUCUCAUUUGCCAGGCCUAUGGCUUCUAUCCCCAGGAGAUUGUCAUCUCCUGGACAAAAGAUGGGGAAGACCAGUGGCAGGACACCUUCCAUGGGGGUGUCGCCCCCAACUCAGAUGGGACUUACCACACCUGGCUCAGUAUCGAGGUGGACCCAAAGGACAGGGGCCGCUACCGGUGCCAGGUGGGACACAGCAGCCUGCCGGAAGACCUGGAUUUGGCCUUGGAGGAGCCAGCAUCCAACCUGGGGCUCAUUGCAGGAAUCCUCGGGGGUGUCUUGGCUGCUCUCAUCCUGCUAGGGGCUGGGAUUGCCUUCCACAUGAAAAAUUAUAAUCGUCCCGAGGGUGGCUACAAAACACCAGGAACAGCCUAAAGCAUCCCCGAUAAGGAUUCGUCCAGCCACUCCUUGAAGACUGCCAAUGAGGGGGAACCCGCCACAUCCAUGGGCAGCCAAGACUCUUAACGUGGAGAAGUCUUUCCUAAGGUUCGGCCGGUACCUUCCCUCCUGUAGUUUAAAUUGAUUGUUUCGAGUCCUAUCCUCUGUUGUCAACAGGAACUGUUCCCUUUCCUCCUCUGGCAGCCUUUUAAAUGCUUAACGGUCUGGCUGAGGCACUGUUGGCUCCAGUGCUGGGUGUCAGAACCUGUUUUAACCUAAGUAACGCCAUGUUUAAUCCUGUAGUGUUUAGACUUCUUUCCCUCCAGGCAAUACCUGCAAGGAGCCGAUUCCAUGGGAAAGGAUACUGUCUUAUCUGCUGUCUCAACCUUGGCCAGCUCAGCGCUCCUCUGAGAAGUUUUGCUGUAUGAACUCGGGG